Cotesia congregata is the source of this 2346-nucleotide messenger RNA. The record is from the annotation of a GenBank genome assembly. Lineage: Eukaryota; Metazoa; Arthropoda; Insecta; Hymenoptera; Braconidae.
AUGUUUAUCCAAUUUGAGAGCUCGCGAGUCAAAGAAGCUGAGCGUGAAGCGAUAAAAAAAACAAGAGAACGAAUUUUACUUGAGGCUGAAGACAGAUUCAAAACGAAAGAGGCACAAGCUGAAAGAGCUAGACAACGUGGUGAUGAUAAAUGGAUGCUUCCUGAAUUAGAUGCUAAGCUAUCAUCUGAAAAAUCUAAGAAGAAAAAGAAAAAAGAAAAGAAAGAAAAAAAGUCUAAGAAGUCCAAAAAGAAGAAGCGAAGACGCAGUAAUUCCAGUUCUAGUAACAGUACAAGUGAAGAAGAAGAAGAAGAAGGUGACCAGUGGGUCGAAAAAGAUGACUCGAAAAAGUCAAACUCUGUAUCAAGCGUCGCAGAUACAAAAAAACUGGAGCGUGAUGAAUGGAUGAAUCUUUCGGGAUCAUUUUUGUGCUCUGCUAGGGAGAAAAAACCCAAGGAAGAUAAAAAAGAGACUAGUAUGAUAGCAGAACCCGGACAGAGUUCUCAAGAAUUAAAUCCGUAUUGGAAAAAUGGCGGCACUGGAGUACCUGAGGAGCAGAAAAAAAGUAAAGCAUUGGGCAUGGAUCCACAAUGGCUAAAAAAGAGCCUACAUAGAGCCCAGGAACAGGCUCGAGAAGAAGGAAAGAGCUUGGAAGAUAUUGCUGCAGAAAGGUGGGGUUCUUUGAACGAAAUUAAGCAGAUGAUCGAGGAAGCUGAGAGAAAUUCUAGACACUCCAACAAAUCGAGGUAUGAGAGUGACAGACAGAGGAAAAUAGAGUGCAAAAGGUCUCAUAGAGAUCGCAGUCGGUCUCGAUCAAGAAGUCGUGAGCGAUAUCGUCGGAGUUAUGAUGAUAAGUACGACAGGGGUCAGAAGAAACUUGCCUUCAAAAAGCCGGAUGACAGUGAUGAUAGGCAAGGUUCUUAUUCGAGUUCCAGACAGUCGGGUUCGUCUAAGAAUUGGCGGAAGCCUGAAGCUAACGAACCUGCAACACAAGAAACUAACUCUAAGGCUCUUAGUUCAGCUGACAGAAAACCUAGUCCUGUUAAUAAUACAAAGUUAAAUUUAAUAGCUUCAAAUGAUUAUCAUAUGACGUUACAAUCAUCAUCGAGUGAUAGUGAAGUUGAAGAUGAAGAAAAAUCCCCGGAGAUUCCAGUGAAAAUUUUAACUGACGACGAGAUGAAUCAACUAGGAGCUAAAUGUAUCAAAGCAGAAAUAAUGGGAGACGUAGAAUUGGCUGCAAAGCUGAAAAAAGAACUGGAACAGGCGCGAGAAGCUCGUAAUAACAAACCCAAGCCUCCUCGUGAAGACUCGAGAAGAGAAGAAAAUGUUAUCCUUACAACUACCAACUCCAGAGGCAUGGCGAGACCGUUGGAGCCUAGGAGCAAGUACCAAGAGCCCCAAGGCGGUAGACGUAAGAACAAAAAAGUAGACUCUCAUGAAGGAGGACAAAGAGUUCGAUACUUUGCCGAUGACGACAAAUACUCGCUUCAAGAUAUGUUUCAACGAGAGAAAGGACUUUCAGCAAACGAUGACGACGCGGCGUUUGUCAAAAUGGCUUCUAAGAGCAUGGACAUGGACGAGCUGUUUGAGGAACGAAUUACUCGUGGUGAAAGCGAUGCGAAGCAGGAUCACCGUGACAAGAUGCGUGCAAUUAAGGAACAUCAGCGAAGGGAGAAGAGUCUGGACAAUUGUCGUCUGUGUGUUGAUUCCAAGGAGAUGCAGAAGCACUUGAUAGUUGCCUUGGGCUCCAAAGUUUAUCUCAGUCUUCCUUGGCAUGUUUCUCUCACUCCAGGGCACUGUGUUAUUGCACCAAUUUACCAUGUUUCAGCACAAACGCUCUUGGACGAGGAUGUCUGGGAAGAGCUGGAAGAAAUUAAAAAGGCUCUUACUAAAAUGUUUACAGAUAACAAUCAAUGCGCUGUAUUUUUUCAAGUAUAUGUUGGACGACAUCGUUAUCCUCAUAUGUAUGUAGAGUGUGUACCUUUGCCGGAAGAAGUUGGUAGCAUGGCGCCGAUGUACUUCAAGAAGGCGUUGCUUGAGUGCGAAAUGGAGUGGUCGACGAACAAAAAAGUCGUUGAUCUCGAUAGAAAAAAUGUUCGACAAGCUAUUCCAAAAGGCUUGCCGUACUUUGCUGUCAACUUUGGCACCCAAGGAGGUUUCGCUCAUGUUAUAGAAGAUGAAAAAUUAUUUCCCAGGAAUUUCGCUCAAGAGAUUAUUGGAGGAAUGCUUGACUUGGACUCUCACUUGUGGAGGAAACCUCGAAAAGAAAAGUUUGACGAGCAAAAGAAAAAAGUCAUGAAAUUCGCUGACCAGUGGAGAAAAUAUGAUUGCACUGGUAAAUCUAAAUAA